CUUCUUUUUUCCAAAAUCAAUUCCUCGAAAUGACUAAGGGAACCUCUUCGUUUGGUAAACGCCACACCAAGUCGCACACUUUGUGCCGUCGUUGCGGACGCCGCUCUUUCCACAACCAGAAGAAGACCUGUGCUCAGUGCGGCUACCCUGCUGCCAAGCUCCGCUCCUACAACUGGAGUGUUAAGGGCAAGCGCAGAAAGACUACUGGAACUGGUCGUAUGCGCUACUUGGCCGAUGUCAGCCGCCGCUUCAAGAAUGGUUUCCGCGAGGGUACCCAGGCUAAGAAGCAGGUCAAGGCUGCUGCUGCCACUGCUUAAACAUGAAGAAGAAAGAAACAAAGAAAAUAAAAAGGUGGAAAAAAAAAAAAUAGCACAAC
Molecule: messenger RNA, 376 nt
Organism: Lobosporangium transversale
Lineage: Eukaryota; Fungi; Mortierellomycota; Mortierellomycetes; Mortierellales; Mortierellaceae
Product: ribosomal protein L37e-domain-containing protein
Exons: 4
Coding region: 30-317 (95 amino acids)
Biological process (GO): translation
Cellular component (GO): cytosolic large ribosomal subunit; ribosome
Molecular function (GO): RNA binding; structural constituent of ribosome
Source: RefSeq, a predicted model, not a curated record